Molecule: messenger RNA, 2004 nt
Organism: Cryptotermes secundus
Lineage: Eukaryota; Metazoa; Arthropoda; Insecta; Blattodea; Kalotermitidae
Product: protein FAM169B
Exons: 6
Coding region: 370-1044 (224 amino acids)
Source: RefSeq, a predicted model, not a curated record
UGAAAAAAUAUUAUCAAGGAACCUUUCCACAUUUCUCGUUUUGUGUUCCCUUAGUGUCUUAAUUCGAAAACAAAUAAAUAUCUUCAGACAAAUUUAAGAGAUGCAGUGUUCAAGGUCAUCCUGCUUGAAUAAUUUGUGAUAAAUUUAAGUUUUUCUAGUAAUGAAAGCAUUUUAACUAACCAAACGUCUUAACCUUUUAAUGCAUGUGCGUCUACUUGUUCUGGUGUAAUUUAAAUAUUACGUCUGAAGUAAUGUCCUAUCCAGUCUAAAAUCAAAAUAUAGAUCAUGGUCUGGCCGAUGCAUAAUAUUCGGAAUCAACUGUAAAUCUUGGUUUUCAAAAUUUCUUCAAGGAAAAGGUGUUCACAUUUAAUGUCCAUCAGUGAUGAACAUGUAGCUGAAAUGGACCUGGGACAAUCUGUUACGGUCAAACAACUGAACUGCUCUUCAUGUGAUAAAUGUGUAGCACUGAGCUUCAGUGAUGCAUGGAAUACACCAGAAGAUAUCUUAACAGAUGACACAGAAAGAAAUGGGUGGUUUGAAGUUUCAUCUCCAAGAGAUAGAGUAGUCUGUUAUGCACUCAGCCAAAUUAUGUAUCGUCAGUUUGAGGUUCCUGAAGAAGAACGAGAGGAAGCAAUUUUUGACCAACCUGAUCCUACAGAUAUAGUAAUGAUUUUUUGGUUGAAGGGGCAAGCCAUUGGAUUUUACACAAUAAAACCAAAAGGGUCACUUGUGGAGAGAACGAUGGAACACUAUGCCAUGCAUACGCUAGAUACAGCAUAUGUCCGGAGUGUUAAAAGAAGACAAGGAUAUGGCAUGAGGAUGUUACAAAACAUUACAAGUUCCUAUCCAGGGAAUGACAUUGGUUUCAGCAAACCUAUUUCAUUUUCAAUGUGGAAAGUGUUGAGAAAAUACCUACAACAUAAUGCUGACUACCGAAAUAAAUUCUGGGAGAUAGAAGGUACUGGGGGGGAAGGGAAUCAGAAGCUGAUUUGGUAUGCCAUAAAGUUUCAAGAUAAGAAGAAAAAAACACUACAUAAUGAAUGAAAUCUGCAACAGGAACGACAAUAUACAGCAAAACAAGAACACAGUUUCUUUCUAAGACUGCCAACCUAACCUAGUAUAAGUGAAGCAAACUCAGCUUAUGUGGAUAUCGUCUUAGAAUAAACUUAACUCUGUGGUUUCAGUCCGCAAGCAAACUAUACCGACCAAGCAACCGCCACUUGUCAGCAAAGUUAGUGCCAACUUUAGCAUGCCAUUUAUAAUUGCUAAUGGCCCCAGAUAUUUUUAUCCCAAAUUUGAUGUUUGUCCUGAGGUGUUCAAUUAAAAAAAAAUAAAACCUCUUGCACAACAUAGAUGAAUGCAUUUUAUGUGAACUGUUCUUUAUUAUACUGUAUUUGAAUUUAAACAAAGUGUUGGCACUUUAUUUUCAGUGAGACUGGUUUUCCAUGUAUCUGUCUGUAAAGUGGAAUUAAAAUAAACAGUAUAUUUCAAAAUGUUUAUCGUGUUUCAGGCUUAUAUUGCUACCACCUGAAUUCAAGAAUUCAAGUUACUAAAGUAUGGUUCAAAAGAAUCAAAAGAAUCCACUGCUAAUUGCUAUAAUCACUACAGUUACUGGAGAAGUAUAUAAAAUUCUCUGUGAUUUACUGUUCUUACACAUAAAAUGUAUUGCUUACGUGUGUACCAAAUUACGUAUCAACAAUACCUUCUUUCUUAACAUGAAGCCAAUAAGAAUAAUUAAUUUGAAACAGUGAAUCCAAAACAAACUAUAUUUAAAAAACUCCAUAGUGCAUAGUUAUUCUUAAGAAACCAUUAGUUACUCAUCUAGUGUAUGCAUUUUAUGGAUCAUAAAGGUUCAUUACCAUUUUCACAAGAGCCUGCCAUUGGUCUGCAUUCUGAGCCAAAUGAAUUCAGUCUACAACUUCACAUGCUGUUUUUUAAUAUUCAUUUUGAUAUUAUCCUCUCAUCUAUGCCUAAGUCUUCCAAGUGGUCUCUUUCGUUCAGGUU